UGCAAGCCCGGCCGGCCGUGCAACCCCGAGUGUGCGCCCUUAGGCCCGGACCCAGGCGGACAUGGCCUCGGCGACGGUCACAGCAGUCCGGAGGGGCCUGGGUCGGGCCCCUCCAUUGCUCCUGAAGCGCGGCUACCAGACGGAGAGGGGCGUCUACGGCUACAGGCCGAGGAAGCCCGUGCGCCCCGAGCCCGGGAGCGGCCAGGCGCGCGCCCCAGUUGACCAUGGUCUUGCCAGGUUGGUGACAGUCUAUUGUGAACACGGUCACAAAGCAGCCAAAAUCAACCCCCUCUUCGCUGGCCAAGCCGUGCAGGAGCUGGUGCCUGAGAUACACAGCCUGGUGCAAACACUGCAGGGGCCCUUCCACACUGCAGGAUUAUUAAAUAUGGGAAAGGAUGAGGCCUCGCUGGAGGACGUUUUGGCCUACCUCGACCAGGUCUACUGUGGGCACAUUUCCAUCGAGACAGCCCAGCUCCAGAGCCAGGAGGAGAAAGACUGGUUUGCCAAGCGCUUCGAGGAUCUGAAGAAGGAGACCUUCACCACAGAAGAACGCAAACUUCUGUCCAGACUGAUGCUGGAAUCUCAGGAGUUCGACCACUUCCUGGCCACUAAGUUCGCCACAGUGAAGCGCUACGGUGGUGAGGGAGCUGAGAGCAUGGUGGGCUUUGUCCACGAGGUGCUGCGCAUGGCAGCCUACAGCGGCAUCACUGACGUGGUCAUCGGGAUGCCCCACCGAGGGCGCCUCAACUUGCUCGCUGGCCUGCUGCAGUGCCCACCCGAGUUGAUGUUCCGCAAAAUGCGAGGCCUGAGUGAGUUUCCAGAAAGCAUUUCAGCCAUGGGCGACGUGCUGUCCCACCUGACCUCCUCGGUGGACCUGGACUUCGGGGCGCACCACCCACUGCACGUGACCAUGCUGCCCAACCCAUCCCACCUGGAGGCCGUGAACCCCGUGGCUGUGGGGAAGACCCGUGGGAGGCAGCAGUCCCGCAGGGAUGGGGAUUAUUCUCCUGAUGCCACUGCACAGCCUGGGGACAAGGUCAUUUGCUUGCAGGUCCACGGUGACGCAUCCUUCUGUGGCCAGGGCAUCGUGCCCGAGACCUUCACACUCUCCAAUCUCCCCCACUUCAGAAUUGGGGGCAGCGUCCAUCUGAUUGUCAAUAACCAGCUGGGCUACACUACCCCGGCAGAGAGGGGUCGCUCUUCCCUGUACUGCAGUGAUAUUGGGAAGCUGGUGGGCUGCGCCAUCAUCCACGUGAAUGGGGACAGCCCGGAGGAAGUGGUGCGAGCCGCUCGGCUGGCCCUCCAGUACCAGCGCCAGUUCCGCAAGGAUGUGAUUGUGGAUCUGCUGUGCUACCGCCAGUGGGGCCACAACGAGUUGGAUGAGCCAUUCUUCACCAAUCCCGUCAUGUACAAAAUCAUCAGAGCCCGGAAGAGCAUUCCUGACACUUACGCAGAGCAUCUCAUAGCCAAGGGGCUCCUUAUGCAGGAGGAGGUGACAGAGAUCAAAACUUCCUACUUUGCCAAGUUAAAUUCUCACUUGGCCAACCUGGAGAACUACCAGCCUCCUGCCACCCAUCUGCAGGCCCACUGGCAGGGCCUGGUGUUGCCGGCUGCCUGCAUCACCACCUGGAACACAGGGUUGCCCUUGGACCUCCUGCGCUUUGUGGGGGCCAAGUCCGUGCAGGUUCCAGAGUCUCUGCAGGUGCACAGUCACCUGCUGAAGAUGCAUGUCCAGUCCCGACUGGAAAAAGUGAUGGAUGGGACAAAGUUAGACUGGGCCACUGCGGAAGCCCUGGCCUUGGGCUCUCUCCUCGCUCAAGGAUUCAAUGUUCGUCUGAGUGGCCAGGACGUGGGUCGUGGGACUUUCAGUCACAGGCAUGCGAUGGUGGUUUGCCAGGAGACGGAUGAGGUCUACAUCCCACUGAACCAUAUGGACCCUGGUCAGAAGGGCUUUCUAGAGGUCAGCAACAGCCCCUUGUCCGAGGAGGCGGUGUUGGGGUUCGAGUACGGCAUGAGCAUUGAGAGCCCUACGCUGCUUCCUGUCUGGGAGGCUCAGUUUGGUGACUUCUUCAACGGGGCCCAGAUCAUCUUUGACACUUUCAUCUCUGGAGGCGAGGCCAAGUGGCUCCUGCAGAGCGGCCUGGUUAUCCUGCUGCCCCACGGUUACGAUGGCGCUGGUCCCGACCACUCUUCUUGCCGCCUCGAGCGCUUCUUGCAGAUGUGCGACAGCACUGAGGAGGGUGUGGAUGGGGACCUGGUGAACAUGUUCGUGGUGAACCCCACCACCCCAGCCCAGUACUUCCACCUGCUGCGGAGGCAGAUGGUGCGGAACUUCAGGAAACCCCUGAUUGUGGCAUCCCCCAAGAUGCUGCUACGCUUUCCGGCAGCUGUGUCGACUCUGCAGGAAAUGGGACCAGGGACGACCUUCAACCCCGUCAUCGGAGACACGUCUGUGGACCCCAACAAGGUGAAGCGCCUAGUGUUCUGCUGUGGGAAACACUUCUACGCUUUGCAAAAGCAGAGGGACAGCCUGGAGGCCUGCAGGCAGGAGGUGGCCAUCGUGCGCCUGGAGGAGCUCUGCCCAUUCCCGCUGGACGCACUGCAGCAGGAGAUACGCAAGUACCCACAGGCCCGAGAUUUUAUCUGGAGUCAGGAGGAACCUCAGAACAUGGGACCAUGGUUUUUUGUUUCUCCGAGGUUUGAAAAACAACUGGCUUGUAAGCUUCGCCUGGUGAGCCGCCCCCCUCUGCCAACCCCUGCAGUGGGAAUUGGGACUGUUCACCAUCAGCAGCAUGAGGAAGUACUCACCAAAACCUUUGCUUGAGGCGGCCUAGAGAACUUGGGACUUUCUGGGGGAAUCACCCCCACCUGGGCUGCUGCCCUGCUCUCUCCUCCCCAGAGAAGACCCUGCAAAGACCAUUCCUCUGACACUUUGGGCCUGGCACACACAGCUCAGCACUGUGUGGAUGUGGUAAGCUGCUGAGGGCCAGAGUGACAGCACAGUGGGGAAGACGUUUGCCUUAUAUGUGGCUGACUCAGGUUCAAUUCUCAGCAUCCUAUAGGGUC
Messenger RNA from Suncus etruscus (white-toothed pygmy shrew), 3066 nucleotides. It is a transcript of the gene DHTKD1, whose product is annotated as dehydrogenase E1 and transketolase domain containing 1. The transcript has 17 exons. The record is from RefSeq and is a predicted model, not a curated record. Gene Ontology annotation, molecular function: oxoglutarate dehydrogenase (succinyl-transferring) activity; thiamine pyrophosphate binding. Bases 62 to 2824 code for a protein of 920 amino acids. Lineage: Eukaryota; Metazoa; Chordata; Mammalia; Eulipotyphla; Soricidae. Gene Ontology annotation, biological process: tricarboxylic acid cycle.